GGUCACAUUCAUUCUCGAAUGAAAACAUCGCACAUGUGCAGUUACAACAAUUAACAAAAUAAUUAAUUAAAAUGGUGCGUAAACUCAAAUUUCAUGAGCAGAAGCUGCUCAAGAAGGUGGACUUCAUCACCUGGAAGGUGGACAACAGCGGAAAGGAGAACAAGAUCCUGCGGCGUUACCACAUACAGAAACGAGAGGAUUACACCAAAUACAACAAGUUGUCCAGGGAAAUUCGGGAGCUUGCCGAGAAGAUAGCCAAGCUGGAGGCCUCAGAUCCGUUCAAGGUGGAGGCCACCACGAUGCUACUUAAUAAAAUCCAUGCUAUGGGCGUCUCAAAUGAUCAAUUGACUUUGGAAACGGCAGCCAAGAUCUCGGCCAGUCACUUCUGCCGACGACGGCUUCCUGUGAUUAUGGUUAAGCUACGUAUGUCGGAGCAUCUGAAGGGAGCCACAGACCUCAUAGAGCACGGCCAUGUACGCGUGGGUCCUGAAAUGGUCAAGGAUCCAGCUUUCCUGGUGUCCAGAAACCUCGAGGACUUUGUUACCUGGGUGGAUGGUUCCAAGAUCAAGGAGCAUGUGAUGCGCUACAAUGAUAUGCGAGACGAUUUCCAGAUGUAAACAAGUACUUUUUAGAUUUAAGUAGAAUAACCAAUAAAAACUAUAGAUUUUUUGUUAAAUAA
This is a messenger RNA of Drosophila serrata, 679 nucleotides long. Its product is annotated as U3 small nucleolar ribonucleoprotein IMP3. Gene Ontology annotation, molecular function: rRNA binding; snoRNA binding. The record is from RefSeq and is a predicted model, not a curated record. Gene Ontology annotation, biological process: rRNA processing; ribosomal small subunit biogenesis. Gene Ontology annotation, cellular component: Mpp10 complex; small-subunit processome. NCBI's taxonomy places the organism in Eukaryota, Metazoa, Arthropoda, Insecta, Diptera, Drosophilidae.